CCAGGGGCGGUUCCCGGGGCCGUUCCCGUUCCCGUCCCCGCCCCUUUCCCGCCGUGCCCCGCGCGGCGGCCCCGGAAGGCGGCGGGAGCGGGUCUUGAUAGAAGCUUCUCUCUGAAGGACUGCAAAGGAAUACAGGACAUAAUGACUACUGCAGAUGAUAAACUGCUUGGUGAGAAGCUCCAGUACUAUUACAGCAGUAGUGAGGGUGAGGAUGAGGACAGUGAGAAGGAAGAUAAAGAAGGGGAGAGCAACAUUCCUGAAAGUGUGGGAGAGGUGGAGCUCAGCAGCGAUGUUAGCACCGAUGUUAGCACUGUCAACACAGGUCCCAAGGGAGUCAUCAAUGACUGGAGGAGGUUUAAGCAGCUGGAGACGGAGCAGCGGCAGGAGCAGCGCCGGGAGAUGGAGCGGCUCAUCAAGAAGUUGUCCAUGACCUGCAGGUCUCACUUAGAUGAUGAGGCUGAUAAGCAGAAGCAGAAGGAGCUUCAGGAAAAAAUCAAUGGAAAGAUGACUUUACAGGAGUAUAACAUGAUCCACAACGACGAGGACGACGAGGAGUUCCUGCAGCGCUACAGGAAGCAGAGGAUGGAGGAGAUGAGGCAGCAGUUGUACAGUGGGCAGCAGUUCAAGCAGGUCUUUGAGAUCACCAGCGGAGAAGCAUUUUUGGACACGGUGGACAAAGAGCACAAGAGCACCCUGAUCAUGAUCCAUAUUUAUGAAGAUGAUAUCCCUGGCGCCGAGUCCCUGAACGGCUGCAUGAUCUGCCUGGCUGCCGAGUACCCCACGGUGAAAUUUUGCAGAGUGAAGAGUUCCCUCAUCGGGGCCAGCACCCGCUUCACCAACAAUGCCCUGCCAGCCCUGCUGGUCUAUAAGGCCGGGGAGCUCAUUGGCAACUUCGUGCGCAUCACUGACCAGCUCGGGGAAGAUUUCUUUGCUGUAGACCUGGAGGCUUUUCUGCAGGAAUGUGGUUUGCUGCCAGAAAAAGACCUGCUGCUCCUGACUUCUAUACAUAACCCUUCUGCAUGUUACAGUGAGGACAGUGAUCUGGAAAUAGACUGAGGCGCUGACGCCGAGGGCCCGUAGGUGUAGUUGUGCUGUGGGAUGUUCUGUGCUAGGGAUUGUUCUCUCCCUUCCAUAGCGUGGGUAUGUCUUCCUCCCCCUCCUGCACUUUGACUUCUGCUUGUUAAAAAUAACAUGAGGAAUUCCUAGCAUUUUCUCAUUUUCUUAAUUCAGUAAAGUACAGCUGAAACAGUCUCAUUUCUA
Molecule: messenger RNA, 1260 nt
Organism: Pipra filicauda (Wire-tailed manakin)
Lineage: Eukaryota; Metazoa; Chordata; Aves; Passeriformes; Pipridae
Gene: PDCL
Product: phosducin like
Exons: 5
Coding region: 142-1056 (304 amino acids)
Biological process (GO): regulation of G protein-coupled receptor signaling pathway
Source: RefSeq, a predicted model, not a curated record